GGCUGCCGCCGGACGCCGAGCUCUGUGGUUCGGGUCCGCGUUUGUCUCCGGUCCGCCGCUGCCGCCGCCGUUUCCGCCCCCGCUCCGGUCUGUGGUGCAGCCGGGACCCACGACCAUGUCGCUGUCUCGCUCUGAGGAGAUGCACCGGCUCACGGAAAAUGUCUACAAGACCAUCAUGGAGCAGUUCAACCCCAGCCUCCGGAACUUCAUCGCCAUGGGGAAGAACUAUGAGAAGGCUCUGGCAGGUGUAACGUAUGCAGCCAAAGGCUACUUUGACGCCUUGGUGAAGAUGGGGGAGCUGGCCAGCGAGAGCCAGGGGUCCAAAGAACUCGGAGAUGUUCUCUUCCAGAUGGCUGAAGUCCACAGGCAGAUCCAGAAUCAGUUGGAAGAAAUGCUGAAGUCUUUUCACAACGAGUUACUCACACAGCUGGAGCAGAAGGUGGAGCUGGAUUCCAGGUACCUGAGUGCUGCACUCAAGAAGUACCAGACGGAGCAGAGGAGCAAAGGAGACGCCCUGGACAAGUGCCAGGCCGAGCUGAAGAAGCUUCGGAAGAAGAGCCAGGGCAGCAAGAAUCCUCAGAAGUACUCUGACAAGGAGCUGCAGUACAUCGACGCCAUCAGCAACAAGCAGGGCGAACUGGAGAACUACGUGUCCGACGGCUACAAGACCGCGCUGACAGAGGAGCGCAGGCGCUUCUGCUUCCUGGUGGAGAAGCAGUGUGCUGUGGCCAAGAACUCCGCAGCCUACCACUCCAAGGGCAAGGAGCUGCUGGCGCAGAAGCUGCCGCUGUGGCAACAGGCCUGUGCUGACCCCAGCAAGAUCCCGGAGCGCGCCGUGCAGCUGAUGCAGCAGGUGGCCAGCAACGGCGCCGCCCUCCCCAGUGCCCUGUCGGCCUCCAAGUCCAACCUGGUCAUCUCUGAUCCCAUCCCGGGGGCCAAGCCCCUGCCGGUACCCCCCGAGCUGGCACCAUUUGUGGGGCGGAUGUCUGCCCAGGAGAACGCACCCAUCAUGAAUGGCGUGGCGGGCCCGGAUGGCGAGGACUAUAGCCCCUGGGCUGACCGCAAGGCUGCCCAGCCCAAAUCCCUGUCUCCUCCACAGUCUCAGAGCAAGCUGAGCGACUCCUACUCCAACACGCUCCCCGUGCGCAAGAGCGUGACCCCAAAAAACAGCUAUGCCACCACAGCCGAGAACAAGACUCUGCCUCGCUCAAGCUCCAUGGCAGCCGGCCUGGAGCGCAACGGGCGCAUGCGGGUAAAGGCCAUCUUCUCCCACGCCGCUGGGGACAACAGCACCUUGCUGAGCUUCAAGGAGGGUGACCUCAUUACCCUGCUGGUGCCCGAGGCCCGCGACGGCUGGCACUACGGAGAGAGUGAGAAGACCAAGAUGAGGGGCUGGUUUCCCUUCUCCUACACCCGGGUCCUGGACAGUGACGGCAGCGACAGGCUGCACAUGAGCUUGCAGCAAGGGAAGAGCAGCAGCACAGGCAACCUCCUGGACAAGGACGACUUGGCAAUCCCGCCCCCUGACUACGGCGCCACCUCCCGGGCCUUCCCUGCCCAGACGGCCAGCGGCUUCAAGCAGAGGCCCUACAGUGUGGCCGUGCCCGCCUUCUCCCAGGGUCUGGAAGACUAUGGAGCACGGUCCAUGAGCAGUGGCAGCGGCACGCUGGUGUCCACAGUGUGAGGACGCUGACCCCGGGCAGCCGCUGCUCUGAAGAGCUUCCGCCCCCCCCCCCCCGGUCUCCGUCCGUUGUCCUCCUCAGCUCUCGCUGGUUUGUUCCUGGGUUUUCUUUCCCACCUGCCCCCUGCCUUUUGGUUGGUGACCCCAGACUCUGUGAUCCCCCAGGGUCCAUGGUGCUGCUCCACCCGCCCCGUGUUCACGCGCCCCUCCCCAUGUGUCCCAGCCUUUCGGGCAGAAACUGCCAGGCAGGACCCACCCUGCAGUGUCUGUGGCACUCACUGCUUUUCUCAGACUCGCCGUGAGCCAGGUCUAAAGUUUGAAGAAAAAGAAAAAUAUUAAAAAAAAAAAAAAAAAAAAAGACAAAAAACAGGAAAAAGGACUUUUUUUUCCUGGAAAACAAAACCCGAUCUGCAUGGACUCCGGUGUGCGCACCGCUAUCUCGCCAUCUGACUCCCUGGCGUGUGGCCUCUGUCCGGACGGGGAAGGUGCUGGGGUCCCUGGCCACCCUGGCCCCUGUCAAGGGCUGCACAGAGAAAGGGGGCUUGUGCCAAGCUCAGGGGGCCUCCUGAGGAAACCGGCUGCUCCUGUGAGGGAGGCCGGGCCCCGGCACCCGAGGGCUUCUCCCUCUGGAUGCCAAGGGCCAGGUGUACAUAAAGCAGAGAGGCAGGGUGGCCUUGCCUCCUGUUGGGCACUGGCAGGAGCGAGGUCUGGAACAGGUGCUGCCCGGCUGCACAUGGACAUUCCAAAGACCUCCAGAGACCACCCCACCCCCACAUUCCUUUGACCAGCCUUGUGAGGGCAUUGAGGCUGCCACGGGCUAUCUGGCUGCCCGGGGCAGGGCGUGCGGGCUGGGCCUGGCCAGGGGAGGGCAGCUCUGGGCACGCCACACCCAGGCCUCCCACCUGGGAGAAGCAGGAGGUCCCUGCCCGGUUCUUCCUAAACGCUCUCGUCUUUUUGUGUGUCUUGGUGACUUUGGAAACAAACACAGUGGAUUCAGUGGCUACUGGUAUUGUCUCUUCACACACUGAACUCUGGGGAGUGGGCGCAGGUACAGCCUGGCCCCGCCUGCCUGCCGGUGGGAGCCCCGGGAAGCCAAGAUGCUCCUUUAUCUGACGUGGUUUAGCAAAAGCCUCCCGCACACCUCCCGUGGACUGGGACGUGGCUGGUAGUGUUUGUGUGGGAGCAGCACAAGCCGCGGACUGCGCGACAUUAAGGAAAACAUGGCCGGACUGGGCCCUGUGUAGAGACCCUUCCGCGCUGGCGCUCCCGCUGCGCUAAAGAUUUCAAAUCCAGGGGACUCCAUGCUCAAUGGAUGAAUGUAGACACAAAACAGCAACACUUGUAUGAAGAUGUAAAGUGCUCAACAUAUUUUUUCCUGUUUCUUUUCCUUUUUUUAAAAUCAGAAUUGUGCCCUGUACUGCAGUUACUUGUUGGAAUAAAAGUUUUAUUUAUUGCAC
Sapajus apella (tufted capuchin) is the source of this 3138-nucleotide messenger RNA. RefSeq names its product BAR/IMD domain containing adaptor protein 2 (gene BAIAP2). Gene Ontology annotation, molecular function: cytoskeletal adaptor activity; protein binding. Gene Ontology annotation, biological process: actin crosslink formation; plasma membrane organization; positive regulation of actin filament polymerization. The transcript has 14 exons. The record is from RefSeq and is a predicted model, not a curated record. The coding region runs from base 116 to 1684 and encodes 522 amino acids. Gene Ontology annotation, cellular component: nucleoplasm; cytosol. Lineage: Eukaryota; Metazoa; Chordata; Mammalia; Primates; Cebidae.